UUCACAACCAAGCGUUAGUCCCCUACUGUUUAUUUAAUUUACACAUCACAUGACCACGAUUGUGUCAUUUAUUUUUUGAUAACGACUUUCAAAUCAGGUUAUCAUUUAUUAUCAUUUAGUAUAAUACACAGUUGGAAGGAAAAUAUGGCAGACAAAGGAAAUCCUCCACCCUACCCAGGUACAGGAGCGGGGUUCGAGCAGCACUCCAUGCAGAAUCCUGUAGCUGGACAGACAAACUAUGGUUUCUCAAGCCCACAGCAACCAGCGUAUCCUCCUCAACCAGGGUAUCCUCCUCAACCGGGCUAUUUUGUUGGACAACAACACACCAUGAAUAAUAUAGUGGUAGCUCAAGUUGGUGGAGGCAAUGUGUAUCAUGAACCAGCGCCUGUGGACUACUCGACACAAGCUUGGAUAGCAUGCUUAUGCUGCUUCUGGCCUACUGGUCUGAUCGCCAUUAUGAAAGCCUCGGAGUCACGUGACGCACUUGCACGUGGUGACCUUGCGGCGGCGAGGUCAGCAGCAAACCAAGCCCGACAAAUGGUGCGAAUCAGCUACGUCAUCGGCAUCAUUACUGUGGUCGUACUUGUUGUAUUCAUAGGGAUUCUAUACGGAGUCGUACUUACAUCGUCCACGUCCACGUGCUGUAUCAACGGCGACUGCGAUUACUGUUGAGACAAUCUAUAACGUUAAAUCAUCAUGUUCAAUCUGUUCAACAAAGUUGUCGUUCUUCACUUUACUUUCUGCUACAGAAAUAGCCUGGUUCCCGACAAAACUAAUGUUUUACAAAUAUUUAAACUAGGGGUGAGUAACAAGGCAUAUCGGUCUAUUACAGAAAAGGAAGUAGAAGAACGAAAACUCUGUAUGGGAGAUUGUAUCAUGCUAUUCAGUAUGGUUUAUAAUUUGAAAUGAACUUGAAGCAUAAUUUUGGAUUUUGACAAUAGACAUUUAAUUCACAUGUGUUUGGAGGCGGCAGUUAAAAACAUUUCUUUGAGGUAGUGGCGACGACGCCUUUAGAAUUGAUACCAAAGGAAGACAUCCAAACAUCGAUGGAAUAAUAUACAAUUGUUUCAUUACCAUUAUAAAUUUAUUAAAAAAUA
Molecule: messenger RNA, 1097 nt
Organism: Mercenaria mercenaria
Lineage: Eukaryota; Metazoa; Mollusca; Bivalvia; Venerida; Veneridae
Product: proline-rich transmembrane protein 1-like
Exons: 4
Coding region: 145-672 (175 amino acids)
Cellular component (GO): membrane
Source: RefSeq, a predicted model, not a curated record